Messenger RNA from Columba livia (rock pigeon), 1326 nucleotides. RefSeq names its product DnaJ heat shock protein family (Hsp40) member C5 gamma (gene DNAJC5G). Lineage: Eukaryota; Metazoa; Chordata; Aves; Columbiformes; Columbidae. Bases 132 to 689 code for a protein of 185 amino acids. The transcript has 4 exons. The record is from RefSeq and is a predicted model, not a curated record.
CGCAGAGCGGCGGGCUGGGCCGGGCCGGGUCGGGGCGCUCGGGGCGCUCGGUGCCGCAGGGCCGGGCCGGGGCGGUCGGGGCGCUCGGUGCCGCAGGGCCGGGGCGGUCGGUGCCGCCGUCCCGGGGCGCCAUGGCGGAGGCCGGGCGGCCGCAGCGGAAGCUGUCCCGGGUCGGGGAGAGCCUGUACCGCGUCCUGGGGCUGCAGAAGGGCAGCUCCCCCGAGGAGAUCAAGAAGGCCUAUCGGAAGCUGGCGCUCAAGUACCACCCGGACAAGAACCCCGAUGACCCGGAGGCCGCCGAGCGCUUCAAGGAGAUCAACAGCGCCCACGCCACGCUGAGCGACCAGGAGAAGCGCCGGCUGUACGACCAGUACGGCUCGCUGGGGCUCUACGUGGCCGAGCAGUUCGGGGACGAUGCCGUCAAGCACUAUUUCCUCCUGUCCAAGUGGUGGUUCCGGGCCCUGGCUCUGUGCUGCGGUGCCCUCACCUGCUGCUGCUGCUGCUGCUGCUGCUGCUUCUGCUGCGGGGCGUGCGGCCCGCCCAAGGAGGACGAGUCCUACAAGUACGUCGACCCCAAGGACCUGGAGGCGCAGAUGCGCGCGGAGGACAGUGAUCCACCCAUUGUGGCGCAGCCCCCGCCAGCCGGCGCGGAGCCCUUGCCGUCUGUCAGCGCCAGGACCGAUGCCUGAGGCUGACUUCAGGCCCUGCGGCUCCCUCAGGUCGCCGCGCAGGGAUCCUCCUUUGGGACUGUCACUUUCCGGGACCCCCGUCGUGCCGCCCGUGUUGGCUCUCCAGCCUCAGGGUGGCUAGAAUCUCAGGUUAAUUUGGCCAGCAUCACUGCAGAGGCUGUUCUGCCCCUGCUCGAGCAGCUCCAGGGCGAUGCCCUUGUCUCCCAGCACUGGUGGUGGGGGUGGCCCGAACCCCCCGCUGCUGCGCCCCGUCCCCAGUGCCUGGCCCGCCGCGGUGCCCCCGUGUGGCACCGGCAGCCGGCCUGAGCGGGGACCUCCCCGGGCCAAGCUCCGCAUCUCCCAAGAGGGAGCCGAGCCUUUCCAAGACCGCUAGCACUGUAACCUCCGGGGCUGGGCUGAGCCCGCUGCCCGCCCUCGCGGGGAUCCUCCUGAUGGGUGCUGGGUGCCAAACACUGCUCGUGGGAUGGGGGUGACACCUGCUGUGCCCCAUCCCUCUCUGCCCUGCCAUGGCCCCGGGGCACUGGCUGCACCCCACGCUCACUGCUGGCAGGUUCCCUGCAGGGCUGGGCCCAGGACAGGCGCUUUCCUUGGGUUUGUACAGGUUUUAUGGGCACCAUUAAAGGAUGAGAGGAGGGGA